AGUUGGCUCGAGCUCUCCGAACCAUGGUGCUUCGGGUGGUGGGAAAGCGCGCUGCGGGCGCCAGCCAGGUGGUGAAAAACAACCAGGCCAAAGCGCCUACAACUCCUCGACAAAGUGCCAGGAGUGAGGCCACCUCAGAUGGAGACUGUGAAUUCCAGAGCAGAAAAUCCGAAAGGCACCGAACGUUUGGUUGGGUUGAAAUCGAACCUGGGUUGGAAGUGGAGGCACUGGAGCCCACGGACGUUCUUAAAGAACAUGGUGUUCCAGAACGCGUCAUGCUAUCGUAUUUGAAAGGGGAGAUUGAAGGUGAAGCCGCGGUCAAGAACCUGCCAGCCGCGAUUCUGCUGAUUGUUUGGUUCUUGCUGAUGAACUUGUCUCAUGAGCUUCCGGAGACGAUUCAGAGCAUCGAAAAGGCCAUUGAUUUUGAUAUCGCAGAGAAUGCAAACUUCGCAUUUUCUAGCCCGCUGUAUAUGGGGCACAAGAACUAUGAAGAUGUGAACACCUUCGCAGAUUGGUACUCCUGGAUGAGGGUAGGCUUUUCCGCCAUCUACUUUCCAAUGGAUGCGUCUGUUUCAGAGGGAGCCGAAUACAGUCUUGGACAGCUCACUUUUGACGAAGCGAGUACGUAUUUGCAGCAUAAUCGGAAGAUUGGCGACGUGAUUCUGACGCAGCAGAGGCUCUUCGACUCCGAUUGCAGCAAUCCUCUAGUUAGCAAUGCCUUGAGCUUGAACUGCCGAAGCUUCAUCGGCUUGGACCUACGGCUGAAGCCCACCGAGUUGGACGUGAGCCAAUCGGGCAAGGAGUUUGAUGAGAAUGCAGAUCCCAGCAAGACAACGACCUUGAAGUAUUUGAUGGAAUUUCCACAAGUGAAUGUGAGUCAGCAGCUCGAGCAGCUCGAACAGACGCGUUGGCUCGACAACAGCACCUACCGCGUGAAGGUGUCGUUCAUGACGUACAACCAGAUCUAUGAUGUUCUGACGACGACCCACAUCCACUUCAUGUUUGCGAUUUCAGGGCACAUUUUCAAACAGAUUACUCACCGGUCCAUGAAAUUGGCGGCUCAUUCCAGUUGGGAGAGUUGGGUCUUCGAGGUCCUCUUCUUUGGACACAUCACGGUCCUCUUCGUGUGCGAAGCCUUUGAAGCAAUUUGCACCUUGCGAGAACAUCGUUACAAUGUUCUUCGCGCAUGGAAAGAGUAUUGGAAUUUCUGGAAUGUGGUGGAUUGGGUCUCCAUUUGCUUGGCCUAUGCGAUUUUGAUCACCUGGAUCAUCCAGUGCGUGGAGCAGGAUGCCAUCUCGGCGAAGCUGGAGGUUUGGGAGCCGAGCGCUCGCGCUGCGAGGGAUUUUUGCGAAGAACUUGGAGCCCAGAGAGGCUGUGAGGGAGUUUCUCCCAAACACUUGGAGUGGUGCACGCUAAUGGCCACUAAUAAUAUGAGAUGUGGGUGUGCACCAGUGGGGGGACUUUGCCAGGAUAGUUUCAAUCACUCAGUUGGCUGGUCUUGCCACAGUACAUGUUGCAAGGAUUACUUGGGUCUUCAUUCUCUCUGCCGAAGCUCAGCUGGCUAUGGCAGCACUGCAUGUGAUCAAGCCCAAAGCUAUGAUAUUGCGCUCUUCACGCAAGUGGAAGAACUUGGAUAUCAGAUCAGGAGCAAUCGAUGGAUCUCGGGAUUCUAUCCCGUUUGCAUCAUGAUGCGACUGUUCAAAGCCUUUGCUGCACAACCGCGCUUGGCCAUCGUGACCAAGACCUUAGCCUUGGCGGCGAACGACUUGACGCACUUUGGGAUUGUGUUCUUGUCCAUUUUCUUCACUUAUGUUGCCAUGGGAAUGGCCUUCUUUGGAAGAGAAGUGGAGUCUUUUGCAUCCUUCGACCGUGCCUGCCUCGCACUUCUGGAAGCUUUGAUGGGUGAGUUUAGCGUGGAAGAAAUGGAGCUGAGCGGUCGCCCAGUUGCCUUCUUCUUUUUUGGUACCUACAUGAUGGCAGCAGUCCUUCUCUUGCUCAACAUGCUCAUUGCCAUCCUCAUGGACGUCUAUGGGCAGGUUGCAGCAGGGUCUCGGACGAGCGAGUCGCUGUGGCAUGAAUGCUGGGAUAUCAUGCGGCGUGGCGCACGCAAGUGGACCGGAGAGCACACUCCACUCUCCCAGGUGGUGAAGAAGUAUAUGGAAAUUCACGGCAAGGAGUGCCUGGAAAGUGAUAAAGUGAUUUACGUCGAUGACGUCAUGGCCGCUGUACCAGGUCUGAACCGAAAGCAAGCAGAAGAGGAAAUGACCUCGGCCCUCGAAGAGUAUGCCCUGGAGAACUCUCCGGACAUUCAAAUUUCCGAGGUGAUUUCUACCAUGGGCAAGUACUUCGGCGGUCAAGUUGCUCCAGCAGUUUCACCAGAGGAGCUUGAGGACAUUUCAAGGCAAAUGGCCGGCUGUCCGCCUACCCGCGGCGCUCUGGCCAGCUCUGAUGUCUCUGACAACUCGGUACAACAAGCAGCCGAGGGGCUGGUCGGGGCAGGGAUUUCUGUGGAAGUCCUUCUGAAAGCUGCUGGGAUCAUUCUUGACAGACACGAGCCAGAAUGGAGUGAGACCAGUCGAGCACAAGUCACGGCUUUGCGGCACGUGAUCUCCUCUGCCGAAUUACUGUGCCGCGAAGACAAGACGAUCAUGAUGUGUCAACUUUGAUCGCGGCGAGACGCGAUCGUUUGCUGAGCCUUUUUUUCUCCAACAGCCACAAGGUUUUGCGCGUCGAGAAACUGCUGUCAUCUGUGAUGUCCAGCACUCUCUCUCUCUAGUUGUCUGACCCGAAGGGUAACGGACCAAUAGUGAGGAGCACAAUUGUGCAGCACCACGCUUUUUGCGGCAGUGGAAUUUCCGGGCUUUGCAACUUGAUUCAAUGAUUUUCCGUUGG
Messenger RNA from Durusdinium trenchii, 2892 nucleotides. Lineage: Eukaryota; Dinophyceae; Suessiales; Symbiodiniaceae. The record is from the annotation of a GenBank genome assembly.